Acaromyces ingoldii is the source of this 4164-nucleotide messenger RNA. RefSeq names its product chitin synthase 6. NCBI's taxonomy places the organism in Eukaryota, Fungi, Basidiomycota, Exobasidiomycetes, Exobasidiales, Cryptobasidiaceae. Gene Ontology annotation, molecular function: chitin synthase activity. The record is from RefSeq and is a predicted model, not a curated record. The transcript is spliced from 2 exons. Gene Ontology annotation, cellular component: cell periphery; cell septum. Bases 390 to 3887 code for a protein of 1165 amino acids.
AUUUCGCGCACCCUAGACUAAAAGGCUACGGCCCGUCUGGUCGCUUGUUCUCCGAUUCUAGGCCAACACACAUUCUCUUUCCAUUCUCUACCUUCUCUGACCUCUUGAACAGACGACGACAACGACGGGGGCGACGGCCGAAUUCCUCCUCCUUUCCCUAUCUUCUUCACUCGGCCCCUCUCAGCGCUUUGCGAGACAAGGAUUCGCUUUUGCACUUUCUCUUUGACAUUUCUUGCUUUGCUGUUCUACUCGUGGUUUUCGGCGCUGGAUCUCACGCGUCAGCAGCGCCUCUGCUUCGUCCGGCGUCAACUUUCUAGCACAGAAGGGCUGAGAGAGGAGAGGUGGGACAAGAGCUGGAAGCACAGAUAGAGGAGAAGAGAGAAGCCGACAUGACAACAUCACCCAUGGACACGGCCUCGCUGGUCGCGCCAAAGGCAAAUUCGGUCUACCCGCCGGAAGAGGUGCACCACAGCGCUGACAAGGCCUAUGGCGACAUUGUCAAUCCCGCACUCCACGGCAUUGGCGUGCUGGAGAAGGAUGGCAACAAUCUGGAGAGGGGAGGCAUCGACCAGCUCGAGGAAGAGCCCAUCACGGCCAUUCGCCGGUGGUGGGUGCGAUGGACAUGGUUCUGCACCUGGAUGAUCCCCUCGUUCUUCCUCUCGCGCUGCGGUGGCAUGAAACGGCCCGACGUGCAGAUGGCCUGGAGGGAAAAGGUGACGAUCUGCAUGCUCAUCUUCUUUGCAUGCGCCUUCAUCCUCUUCUACAUCCUUGCCUUUGGACGAAUCCUCUGCCCCGACUCGAACAAGGCUUGGAACAAGUCUCAGUUGUCGCAGCAUGCCGGCACUGACGACUACUACGUUGCCGUUCGCGGUCGGGUCUACGACUUGACCAAAUUCUGGAAGAACCAACACUCCGACUCGACGGACCAGGUUACCAACGAUGUCAUGCUCGAACUCGCCGGCCAGGACCUGACGGCCUACUUUCCCGUCCCUCUCUCGGAAGGGUGCGGGCCCUUUUUGGUCAAUGACACGACAGUCACACUCCAGACCAACACCAGCUCAAGCGACUACACGCCGACCGUGAUCCAGGCCGUGCACUACUCCGGCACCGCAGCAAAGGACCAAAGCUCGCGGCUGGCCGAUACCAAUUGGUAUGGAGACCGCUUCUUUCCAUAUAUGCAGAAGCACUACAAGGGCUACUACGUCACCUCAACGAAGGACGUGGCUAAGCAGGGCAACGACAAGAAUUGGGCCAUCGUCGACGGCAAGAUUUACGAUCUGAGCGACUAUGUCUGGACGAACUCUCUCAGCGUUGACGAUACCCAAACGACAUUCCUGCCAAAGGACGUUAGCCAGCUCUUUACCAGCCAAGCAGGCCAGGACGUCUCCGACGACUUCAAGACGGCCAUGAGUGCACUCGACGACCAGACCCGCGCUGCCACACAAAGCUGUCUUGACAAUGUCUUCUACGCCGGCCGUACAGACUUCAGAGACACAGCUCGAUGCCAGGUCCAGAACUACCUGCUCCUUGCCUUUUCCUGCCUUCUCGUCGCAACAAUUCUGGCCAAGUUCCUGGCCGCGCUCCAGUUGGCGCCAAAGAGGACCCCCGAGCAACAAGACAAGUUUGUCAUUUGCCAGGUGCCCUGUUACACAGAGGGUGAGGACGAGCUCCGCAAGACAAUCGAUUCGCUCGCAGGUUUGCAGUACGACGACAAGCGUAAGCUGCUGUUCAUCAUCUGUGACGGCAUGAUUGUUGGAAGCGGAAACGAGCAGUCGACGCCGAAGAUUGUCCUCGACAUCCUGGGAGUUGAUCCAAAGAUCGACCCGGAACCGCUCAUGUUCAAGUCGGUUGCCGAAGGCUCCAAGCAGCUCAAUUACGGCAAAGUCUACUCGGGUCUGUACGAGUUCGAGGGCCACGUCGUCCCUUACAUUGUCGUCGUCAAGGUCGGAAGACCCUCGGAAAGGUCCCGACCAGGCAAUCGCGGCAAGCGUGACACACAGAUUCUCCUAAUGAGGUACCUCAAUCGCGUCCACUUCGACUCACCCAUGUAUCCCCUCGAGCUGGAGAUCUACCACCAGAUGAAAAACGUCAUUGGUAUCGAUCCGGCAUUUUACGAGUACGUCCUCAUGGUUGAUGCAGACACCAGCGUCGAGGCCGAUGGAUUGAAUCGGCUGGUGGCCGUCGCAGCAGACGACUCACGAGUUAUUGCCCUCUGCGGUGAGACCAGGCUGGACAACGAGGAAGGAUCGUGGUGGACCAUGAUUCAGGUCUACGAGUACUUCAUUUCGCACCACAUGGCAAAGGCCUUUGAGUCUCUCUUUGGCAGCGUCACCUGUCUCCCCGGUUGUUUCUCAAUGUACCGCAUCAGAAGCGCAGACAAAGGACGGCCCCUCUUCAUCUCGAACCGCGUCAUUGACGACUACUCGGAAAACAAAGUCGACACUCUGCACAAGAAGAACCUACUUUCACUGGGAGAGGACCGAUAUCUGACGACGCUCAUCCUCAAGCACUUUCCCACCUUCCGCACCAAAUUCACUGCAGACGCAAAGGCCAACACGAGCGCACCGGAUCGCUGGGGUAUCUUGCUGUCGCAGAGGCGUCGGUGGAUCAACUCGACGAUCCACAACCUGGCUGAGCUGGUGACGAUGCCUGAACUCUGCGGCUUCUGCCUCUUCUCAAUGCGCUUCAUUGUCUUCAUCGACCUCCUCGGUACCAUUCUGCUCCCAGCAACCACCAUCUACCUCGUCUACCUCAUCGUCACUGUCGCGACGCACAACGCCGCCAUUCCUUACAUUUCGCUCGCCAUGAUCGCUGCCGUGUACGGUCUCCAGAUGGUCAUCUUCCUCCUCAAGCGACAGUGGCAGUACAUGGGCUGGCUUCUCAUCUACCUCUUGGCCUAUCCCGUCUGGUCCUUCUUCCUGCCCAUCUACUCCUUCUGGCACAUGGAUGACUUCUCGUGGGGUAACACUCGUAUCGUGGUUGGCGAAAAGGGCAACAAGAAGAUCGUUGCCGGUACUGACGACGAGCCGUACGACGAUAGCAUGAUCCCGCUCAAGAAAUUCAGCGAGUAUCAGCGCGACGUAUGGAUGCAACCCGACGGAAAUUCGAUGCGAUCUGGCUUGAGCGGUGGCGCCCAUAGCCACAUGAGCGGACCAUUUGGCAACGCAAAUGCUGUCCCUUACCCACAAAUGCCGACUGCUGGAAGCUACUACGCUGGAUCGGUGGCCGGGUCAGACUAUGGUGGUCAGGGUGACUACUUCCAAAACACCAACGUCCUUGACAAGUCUCGCAACCACUCGAGGCAAAGCUCUGCGGCUAACGGACUUGGCGGUGGUGGAAGCAUGUCGCGCAUUCCAUCGAUGUACGACAUGCCCGCCGGCCCGAUGCCGUCGAUGUACGGCAUGCCCAUGUACUCGAGCACAUCGAUGUUCAUGGGUGGCGGCAAUGGCAUGCCGAGCAUGUAUGGCAUGCCUCCCAUGGGUCAACCUUCUCCUGGUUCUGCCAACGGGUCUGAUAUCGGGCUUGGCACACGCAGCUCGAUGAUGCCACUCGCUCAACAGACGACGGGAGGCGCAUGGGGCUCUUCGCCUGCGAUUCCUAGGCCCACAUCGACAUUCACCACUCUCGGAGGAUCAAAUCCGUUUGCCCCACCGCCUGGAGCGGCGCCGGCUGGCGGACUGGAGAUGAAUCUGAACCCCAAUCCUACCGACGAGGAUCUCGUCAAUGCCGUCAGGACUCAUCUGGCCGCACAAACGGACCUGAUGCAGGUCUCGAAGCGGAGCGUGCGAGAGGCAGUCAUGCUUUCUUUCCCCAACGCGACGGACCUGGCCUCACGAAAGGCGAGGAUCAACCAGGCCAUCGACGAUACGCUCUCAGGGGCCGUAUGAUCUCUACAACAGAGUCCGACCCACUUCAUUUCUUAUUUCUGCAAUCACGGACAUUUCCUCACCAAUCUUGUGCAGCAUAAUCAACUGUCAGCCUCACCCACCCCUCGUUUCACGAACACUCAGAACCGCGUGCUAUCCUACUGUGUCUUAUAGUCCUCCAUCCCCCAUUCACUUCUCCCACUUCCACCCACUCCUCAGUUCCGAGUCCUUCACCCUCUCGUAUUCGACCAUGUUGAAAUGACAUGAAGAAAGCAUAAAAUGGAUCUUUAGAAGCGUG